Molecule: messenger RNA, 828 nt
Organism: Clunio marinus
Lineage: Eukaryota; Metazoa; Arthropoda; Insecta; Diptera; Chironomidae
Source: the annotation of a GenBank genome assembly
AUGCGUCCAACAUUUUCCAUUGUAAUUUCAAAGAUGAACAUUUUUGCUGUAACUUUGCUACUGUUUACAGUGGCCAAUGUUUUCCAGUCAUCCGAAUCGAUGGAACUUAAUUGCAAGUUUCAGAUUUAUGGAUAUUUCAUAAGUAUUCCGAUAGGAUGGAAGAUUUUUUAUACUUGCUAUGGAGAACUCUCCAAUGAGAGAAAUAGUACAAUAAUCACAGAAGUUCAUGGUGAUCACUUAUCAGGGAGAAAUAAUUCGGACGUUACUGGUAUCAUCUUAGAAAAAGAAACUUUGUUAACUUCAAUACCACUCAAUUUUGAUAAAUUUUUCCCAAACAUUAACAUUCUUUACAUGGUUGAUACUAAGACGAGCACAAUCAGGGCUUCACAAUUGCUGCAGUUUCCAAAUUUAAUGUAUCUGUUGCUGAGUUAUAAUGAAAUUGAAACCAUUGAAGUAAACGCGUUCUCUAGCACACCAUCACUGCAAGGAAUUCAUUUGAAUUCAAAUAAAAUUAAGUCAAUCCCAUAUAAUGCCUUUCGACCUUUGCAUUUGGAAGUUUUGCAAAUGAACAACAACAUUUGCAUUAACGAUUCAGCAGAUACAGUACAAAACGUCAACAGAUUAAUUGUAGUUGCAGAUCUUUUGUGUUCACCUUUGGGUGAUAUGAUUGAUGAAGAUUUGAGGGUUCGCAUUUAUGAAUUGUCAAACAGUCAGGUUGCUUUUGAAUAUAGUUUGAAGGAUUUACGUGAUCAAGUCUCGACUAUGGAAGAGAGAAUGCAGGAAUUGGAAAAUAUAUUGAAGCUUGUGAAAACUCAUGUUAAUAAAUGA